Acanthosepion pharaonis is the source of this 1029-nucleotide messenger RNA. NCBI's taxonomy places the organism in Eukaryota, Metazoa, Mollusca, Cephalopoda, Sepiida, Sepiidae. The record is from the annotation of a GenBank genome assembly.
AUGUAUUUCUUUUGUUCUUUUAUAUAUCUCUCUUUUAUUUUAUUUUUUUUGUUUCCUUUUGUUUUACAUCGAAGAUUUAUUAUUUAUUCCCUACAACUUUAUCGUCUGCCAUGUUUCUCCGUCUCGUCUUCAUAUUCUCUCUAUUUAUUAUUUUCUUCUUUUAUUUCUUUAUUCAGAUUAACUUUAACUGUCAAUUUAUAUUUUAUCCUCUGCAAUAUUUAUCUUGCUCGCUCAUCCUCUCCAUCUUUCGUUCGCUCGCUCCUUCUUUCCCUCGCGUUCUUCUUCUAUCGCUCAUCAUUUUUCUUCAUCAUUUUUCUUUAUUUUGCCUAUUUAGUCGCACUUUUUUCUCUCUCUCUCUCUUUAUAUUCUUUCCUUUUUUUUUUCCCUUUCUCUCUCUCCCUCUCUCUCUCUCUCUCUCUCUCUCUUUCUCUUUAUAUCCUUGCUUUUUCUUCAUUAUUUCCUAUCUUUUACUCGUCUAACUUUUUAGUGAUUUAUUCUUUUCCGCCCCGUUUAUAUUUAAUCAUCUGCCAUGAUCCCCCCUCUCUCGUACUUUAUAUUCUUUUCUUUUUCUUUCCUCUUUACUCUCUCUCUCUCCCCAACUCUCCUUAUAUCCUUCUUUUUUCUUCAUUAUUUCCUAUCAUUUACUCUUCUAUUUUUUAUCGAUAUUCUUUUUACUCUCUGUUUAUAUUUAAUCAUCUGCCAUGUUUCUCACUCUCUCUCUUUUUUUAUAUUCGUUUUUAUCUAAUUUCUCUUUUCUUUUCUGUAACUGUUUUCUUCCUUUCCUUCUCUAAUACGUUUUUUUUUUCUUUAUUCCCUUUCACUUUGUUUCUCGUCGUUGAUUUUCUUUCUGUCUAUCGAUUCAUAUUUUAUCGUCUGCCAUUUUUUCUCUCUUUCUCGUUUUUUUUUUCUCUUUUAUAUACUUUCUUUUUUGUUCAUCAUUUUUCCUUUUGUAUAUUCAUUCUAACAUUUUUUUCUCUUAUACUCUUUUCUUUUCUUCCUAUCCCAUUUUAUUUUAAUUCUCUUCAUUGA